Messenger RNA from Elephantulus edwardii (Cape elephant shrew), 879 nucleotides. RefSeq names its product 2,4-dienoyl CoA reductase 2, peroxisomal (gene DECR2). Gene Ontology annotation, biological process: fatty acid catabolic process. Gene Ontology annotation, molecular function: 2,4-dienoyl-CoA reductase (NADPH) activity. The record is from RefSeq and is a predicted model, not a curated record. The coding region runs from base 1 to 879 and encodes 292 amino acids. The transcript is spliced from 8 exons. Lineage: Eukaryota; Metazoa; Chordata; Mammalia; Macroscelidea; Macroscelididae.
AUGGCUCAGCUGCCGCCCGACGUUGAUGAGGAUGACUGUCUUCCUGAGUACCGCCACCUCUUCAGCCCAGACCUGCUGAGGGACAAGGUGGCAUUUAUCACCGGUGGGGGUUCAGGCAUCGGCUUUCGUAUUGCUGAGAUCUUCAUGCGGCAUGGCUGCCACACUGUCAUCGCCAGCAGGAGCCUACCAAGAGUGUUCACGGCUGCCAAGAAACUGACUGCAGCUACAGGCCAGCGGUGCCUCCCUCUGUCGCUAGAUGUUCGAGAUCCCCCAACCAUCAUAGCUGCAGUGGAUGAGGCCUUGAAGGAGUUUGGAAAAAUUGACAUCCUGGUUAACGGUGCUGCUGGAAACUUCCUGUGCCCCGCCAGUGCCCUGUCCUUCAAUGCCUUCAAGACUGUGUUGGACAUUGACACCGCUGGCACCUUCAAUGUGUCUCGUGUGGUUUAUGAGAAGUUUUUCCAGGAUCAUGGAGGAGUGAUCUUGAACAUCACAGCGACCCUGGGCAAUCGGGGACAGAUAUUCCAGGUGCAUGCGGGCUCGGCCAAGGCCGCUGUGGAUGCCAUGACUCGGCACCUAGCUGUGGAAUGGGGACAUCAGAAUAUCCGAGUUAACAGCCUGGCGCCCGGCCCCAUCAGUGGUACUGAAGGCUUCAGGCGGCUGGGUGGCUUCCUGAACAGCCAGAAACUGCGCUCUUUGGGAAUACCCCUGCAGAGAUGUGGAAACAAGACGGAGAUUGCCCACAGUGCACUCUACCUGGUCAGUCCCAUUGCAUCCUACGUGACUGGAGUCGUGCUAGUGGCUGAUGGUGGUGCAUGGCUGUCCUCCCUCAACAGUACUGAAAUGCUGCCGGGGCUCCCGUCCUUCCCCACGAAGCUCUAG